Molecule: messenger RNA, 852 nt
Organism: Caenorhabditis remanei
Lineage: Eukaryota; Metazoa; Nematoda; Chromadorea; Rhabditida; Rhabditidae
Exons: 5
Coding region: 1-852 (283 amino acids)
Biological process (GO): protein peptidyl-prolyl isomerization
Molecular function (GO): peptidyl-prolyl cis-trans isomerase activity
Source: RefSeq, a predicted model, not a curated record
AUGAACAUAAUUUUAGCUCCAAAGACAUGUGAGAAUUUCCGUGCACUUUGUACCGGGGAAGUCGGAAUGGCUCCGAACAAUAAAGCUCGUCUACACUACAAAGGAAGCGAAAUACAUAGAAUUGUUAGAAAGUUUAUGAUUCAGGGAGGAGACAUUACUGAUGGAGAUGGUCGAGGAGGGUUCUCAGUUUAUGGGCGCUACUUUGACGAUGAAAAAUUUGUCCUGAAGCACACAAAACCAUACUUGUUAUCAAUGGCCAACAAAGGCCCCAACUCGAAUUCGUCGCAAUUUUUUAUCACCACAGCACCUGCUCCACAUUGUAACGGAAAACAUGUUGUUUUUGGAGAGGUGGUCAGAGGACAAGAAACUGUUGAUCUCAUUGAAAAUCUUGAUGUGGACGAGAAAUCGAAGCCGCGUGGGAAAGUUCUUAUUACUAAUUGUGGAGAAAUGAUCAGAAAAAAGAAACUAGCGAAAACAGAAGAAGAGAUGGCAGCUUUAGAAGCAAAGAAAAAGAAAGAAGCGAGUGUUGAAAUUCCAGAUGUUCCAAAAUCGUGGCUUUACCGGGACAACGAUCAGGCUAAAACCACAUCCUCAACUACCACAGGAAAGCCAAGACGUCGAGAGAGGAGUCGAUCGAAGUCUCGUGAAUACCGCCCAGAGGUUGGAAGAAGAGGAGACCAUGAUAGUCGCCGAAUGUACCGCGAUGUGCGCAAAGAUGACUUCGGAAUCAAAGUUCGAGGACGUGGUGGAGUCCAAUUUCGACGCGAAAGAUCUGUGACUCCAGAUCACUGGAAACAAAACAAGCCAUCGAAAUGGACCGAGGAAAGUCGUCCUGUUGAUCUUCUCCCUUAG